AGCAGCGCACAAACUGGGUCGCGACAUAAUGUUAGGGUGAUAUCUAUUAAGUCGUGAAAUCAUUAUGAUUUACCCCGAAAUUACACUAAACAAUGGUUAUUAAUGAAAAUUACAUCAGUUUGGGUCUCGAAAAGCAUUCAUUAAUAUAUUUGGGACAUCGCUGAAAAAGUUUGUGUACCCCUGCACUAUAGUAUGCCACUGUGCAUGAACGGCAUGAACACAAUAACUCAGAAUUGGAUUUUCUGAACAGUAGGUGGCGCAGUCUGACAAAAAAAAGCCAUGCACUUUCCACUUGAAAUGCAGUAUAUAUUGUAAUUGAGUAAUAUUUCAAUAAACAUUGUAUGUUGCAGGUAGUACACUUUUUUAUUGUAAAGUUCAAUAACGUAAUACAUAGUUCAUGUAUUUUCCAGAGAGUUACUCUUGUGAUGUGCUUACAAAUCAGAGUUUUACGGGUCUUUCACAGCACGAGAACGUUUCCCCAUCCUGCUGCGUGGCAAGUGAACUUGAGUCUACCCAAAACAAGAAAAACGCGUUGGUUGGAAAGACCCGAAUGGCUUGCUUACACUGUUUGCAUCCGAUAGCCUACUUACUUAUUAUUUCCAGAUUAAGGAAACAGAUAGGCCUGCUAAUUGAAAUGCGCCAUGUAGAAAGAGGGGCUCUAAUUGAACUGGAAGGGGUGGACUGGGCCAGAAAGACUAAGCAGUGCAAGAAGCUUGUCCAGGCGCUCCAGAACAGUUGGUCGACCAAAAAAGAGGCUUCCCUGGCAUAUUGUGAAGACCUGGUGGAUGCCCCUGCUUUGCGCUGUGUAUCUGACUCAGAUCUCCCCUCUGUCCCAGGUAGGAUGAGGCAGAAGUUACAGCAAGGCAUCAGUCUGGUGGUGGACAGGUACACCUUCUCAGGUGUGGCAUUCACCAGCGCCAAGCCGGGCUUCGGUAUAGAGUGGCGUACGAGCCCAGAUGUGGGCCUGCCCAAGCCAGACCUGGUGGUGUACCUGCAGGUGAGCCCUGCGGUGGCAGCACAGCGGGGGGAGUUCAGGGCUGAGCGCUGUGAGACCAGUGACCUCCAGAAGUCUGUGCUACGGAGGUUCCAGCAGUUCAAGAAGGAGCCCUCCCUCAACUGGCAGGUGGGAAACCACCGCUAGAGUCACCCAGCGCAAAGAGCAUAUUUGAAUAGGGUUAGGGUUAGGGUUAGGGACAGCAGACUGUAUAUAUUUAUAAAAUAUUUAAUUUGCAAGAGAAUCACACAGCGCAUCCCUGAACUGGGUCCUGUGCACCUGCAGUUGGUGAGCUGAAAAUUGGUGGGGCCAGAAACUGAUUAUCAGUCUCGUUUUCAGGUAUUGUCCUUGAUUACCAAUAAAGCAAUUAAUUCACAAUAUACUCCAUACCAUCUUCAAUUAGGCCAUUUCAAGUAAUUAUUUUUAUUUGAAUUGCAAAACGGUGAACAUUUUAUCAACAUUUUUUGUGGAUACAUGUGGACCUCUUCCUUCUCUGCACUUACACUCGGAUAUAUAUAUAUAUAUAUAUAUAUAUAUAUAUUCCUGUUAAAUCUGCAGUGCCCGAUUAUAAACAAUCUUAAAGCGUAGGUUCAUGAAAUUCAAUAUGUCAAAAAGGAAAUACAUAUAUGU
Anguilla rostrata (American eel) is the source of this 1624-nucleotide messenger RNA. Its product is annotated as thymidylate kinase-like. Bases 398 to 1141 code for a protein of 247 amino acids. The transcript has 4 exons. Gene Ontology annotation, biological process: dTDP biosynthetic process; dTTP biosynthetic process; dUDP biosynthetic process. Gene Ontology annotation, molecular function: nucleoside diphosphate kinase activity; ATP binding; dTMP kinase activity. Lineage: Eukaryota; Metazoa; Chordata; Actinopteri; Anguilliformes; Anguillidae. Gene Ontology annotation, cellular component: mitochondrion; cytosol; nucleus. The record is from RefSeq and is a predicted model, not a curated record.